UCUCUUGACAUCAUGGAGCAAGACGUGCGCACUCAGUUCAGGAGGCUGAACCUUCGGAAGGUGGCAGGUCCGGACAGAGUUUCCCCUGCCAUCCUGAAUCAUUGUGCUGCUGAGCUGGCUCCAGUGUUCACGGACAUCUUCAAUGCUUCCUUGGUGUCCUGUCAUGUUCCUGCCUGCUUUAAGUCCUCCACUAUCAUCCCUGUUCCCAAGAAGGCCAGGAUCACAGGACUGAAUGACUACAGACCGGUGGCACUGACGUCUGUGGUCAUGAAGUCCUUUGAGCGCCUGGUUCUCUCUCACCUGAAAUCUAUCACUGCUUCUCACCUGGACUCAUUGCAGUUUGCCUACAGAGCCAACAGAUCUGUGGACGAUGCAGUGAACCAGGCCCUUCAUUUCGUUCUGGAGCAUCUGGACUCCCCAGGAACCUAUGCCAGGAUCCUGUUUGUGGACUUCAGCUCUGCCUUUAAUACAAUUCUUCCAACUCUGCUUGAAGACAAGCUUCGCCAGCUGGACGUGCCUAACUCCCUCUGCAGAUGGAUUACAGACUUCCUGACCAGCCGAAGUGCGUGAAGCGUGUGUGGCUGAGGACGACUGUCUCCGACACUCGGACCCUCAACAUUGGGUCUCCUCAGGGCUGUGUUCUCUCUCCAUGGCUCUUCUCCCUGUACACUAACUGCUGCACCUCCAGCCACGAGUCCGUGAAGCUGAUCAAGUUUGCGGACGACACCACCAUCAUCGGGCUCAUCUCAGAUGGAGAUGAGUCGGCUUACAGGAGGGAGGUGGAGCGGCUGGUGUCCUGGUGCAGCAACAACAACCUGGAGCUCAACGCUCAGAAGACAGUGGAGAUGAUCAUGGACUUCAGGAGAGUAAAAGCUCCUCCGUCCCCUCUCAUGUUGGCUGGUUUAUCCAUUCCUAUUGUGGGCUCCUUCUGCUUCCUGGGAACCACCAUCACUGAGGACCUCAAAUGGGAGCCAACCAUCAGGUCCCUCAUCAGGAAGGCCCAGCAGAGAAUGUUCUUUCUGAGGCAGCUACGAAAACUACGACUGCCGACGAAGUUGCUGGUGGAGUUCUACACGGCCAUCAUCCAGUCCAUCCUCACCUCCUCUAUCACUGUCUGGUACAACAGUGCCACCUCCAGGGACAAGAGCAGACUGCAGCACAUCGACCCAGAGACGUGCAGGUCGGAUCAGAGCCGACCCUUCUCACCCUGGACAUGGACUGUUUGUUCCUCUUCCCUCUGGCAGGAGGCUACGGUCCAUCCAGACCGGAACCUCCCGUCACAGGAACAGCUUCUUUCCCUCGGCCGUCAGACUGUUAAAUUCAUGAACAGCCUUGUUGUAAUGUUAUUCUAUUUAUUUUAUUUGUUUUUUGUUGCACUUUAUUCCAAGGCACUUUCCUAGUCAGUGGGCUCCCCACUGACCAUGGCAAUAAAUUUGAUUCUGAUUCUGAUUCUGAUUCUGGUCAGACAGACCAGAGUCAGGGGGCUGGGGACGACUGUCUCGGACACCUGGACCCUCAACAUCAGGUCUCCUCAGGGCUGUGUUCCCUCUCCAUUGUUCUUCUCCCUGUACAUCAUUGCUGAGUCGCCCAUAUCCAUUGUGGACUCCUUCUGCUUCCUAGGAACCACCAUCACCAAGGACCUCAAAUGGGAGCCGACCAUCAGGUCUCCCAUCAGGAAAGCCCAGCAGAAAAUGUUCUUUUUGCAGCAGCUGAGGUAACUCCAACUACAGACUAAGAUGCUGGUGGAGUUCUACACAGCCAUCAUCAAGUCUAUCGUCACCGUCUCUAUCACCGUGUGGUACAGCAGCGCCACCUCCAGGGACCAGGGCAGACUGCAGUACAUUGUACGGAGAUUCUGCAGAGAAGGUGACUACAACCUCUUCAGGACCUGUAUGUCUCCAGGACCUCUUCUUGGCCAUCAGACUGAUGAAUUCGUGAACAGCCUUUGUUGUUACUUAUAUUAUUGUUUAUUUUAUUUUAUGUUCAUUAUUGCACCAUGUACUUAGGCACUUUCCUAGUUGGUGGGAUCCUCACUGACAUUGGAAAUAAAGCUGAUUCUGAAUAGCCACA
Synchiropus splendidus (mandarinfish) is the source of this 2070-nucleotide messenger RNA. RefSeq lists its product as uncharacterized. Lineage: Eukaryota; Metazoa; Chordata; Actinopteri; Syngnathiformes; Callionymidae. The coding region runs from base 534 to 1400 and encodes 288 amino acids. The record is from RefSeq and is a predicted model, not a curated record. Gene Ontology annotation, molecular function: 2-oxoglutarate-dependent dioxygenase activity; methyltransferase activity. The transcript has 2 exons.